AUCUGAUACUUUGGCAUGUUGUACUUUCUUGGGGCAGCAGCAGAUGGCCUGGGCAAUGUGCCAUUUGUAGUGGAAGCAAAGCAAGCCAGCUGCCUUGAUCAUCCAUACAUAAAUCCCUACAAGGGCUUUGUUCCUGCUUCCUGUCCAUUCCAUAGUAGCCUGGAGGGAAGCCAUUACUUGCAAAGCUGGGGCAUGGCCGCCGCCUCGUCGGGCCGUUCGGAGGUCGACACCUCUCGCGCCUUCCGGUCUGUCAAGGAGGCGGUCGCCGUGUUUGGUGAGCGCAUCAUUGCUAGGGAAACCCAGGUCAGGCUGGGUGCUCAUGCCGGCCAGAGUGUUGUUAGGGAGAGGGGCUCUUGGCCAAAUGCAUCCGCUGUUGCCGCCUUGACCUUAAAGCUUGAGGGGAGUGGUGGUGUUAAGCCUUCUGGCCUUGUCAUCAGGGAAAGCCCCUCCAAGCCAAAUGCCAUUGCCGAUGCCAUUGCCAAGCAUGAGGCGAGCAGUAGCAAACCUGCUACAAAUCCAAUCAUGGUGUCAGCUUCCCAGCCAAUGUGCCUGGUUCCAUCUUCCUCACCGUUCUGCGGGUCAUCGUCGUCGGUAACGAACGAUGACGGCAGGCAGGAUUGCAAGGAGGCUGAUCUCAUUGUCAUGAGCUCCAUCAAGAAGAUUGAGGAAGAGGCAGCGAAGACAAGGCAGGAGGCAGUGCAGGUCAAGAGGAGGCUGGUUGAUCUGGAGCUGGCCAUGGCAAACCUCCACGCGAAGCUCCACCGUGUCUUAUCGAAGCUGGCGCACAUGGAGGCCGACAAGGCGGCAGCUGCGAGGGCGAGUAUCGAACAAAGGAGCAACAACACGGCGGCACUGACGAUCUGGAUGGAGCCAAAGCCCGAGCAGCAACCGCGAAGGCAUCAGUUGGGGCACCUGCUGAGCCUUGAUGACGAUGCCGGUGAGGCAGAGGUGAUCCAUGUCCAGGGUAAGGAGGCGAGGAAGAAGAGCAAGGUGCAGAAGCAGAAGCCAAUUGUGCCCCUUGUUGUCCCCCUCAUCCAUGACAUGCUCUUCUCCAAGAAGAAGAAGAAGAAGAGCAUGCAAGACAACGAAAGCUUGUACAUGAAGGAGCUCUACAGCUUGCUAAGCCUGACUUGAUCAGUAGCCUCCAUGCUGAUCAAACAUGUGCCCACUUUAUGCAAGAGGGGGGCAUAUGUCUUCCUUUUCGAAGAAGAAAAAAACUAACAAAUUUCUCUGUCUUUUCCAGGGUUCUACAUAUAUUUAAUUAUGUUGAUUGUGUGACUUGCAGUUUGUAAAUUAAUUGUGUAUGUGUCUUAUGAUCAAGAAUUGAACAUUAAUGUACAAAAAGAAAUACUCCCUCCGUCCUA
Brachypodium distachyon (stiff brome) is the source of this 1364-nucleotide messenger RNA. RefSeq lists its product as uncharacterized. Lineage: Eukaryota; Viridiplantae; Streptophyta; Magnoliopsida; Poales; Poaceae. The transcript is spliced from 2 exons. The record is from RefSeq and is a predicted model, not a curated record. The coding region runs from base 16 to 1134 and encodes 372 amino acids.